Messenger RNA from Protopterus annectens (West African lungfish), 2009 nucleotides. It is a transcript of the gene HEPACAM, whose product is annotated as hepatic and glial cell adhesion molecule. The transcript has 7 exons. The coding region runs from base 103 to 1353 and encodes 416 amino acids. Lineage: Eukaryota; Metazoa; Chordata; Ceratodontiformes; Protopteridae. The record is from RefSeq and is a predicted model, not a curated record.
CUCAGUACUAGUUGACAAAGUCCUAGCAGUACUAAGGGACGUGCCUGGAGUGGACAAGUUAUGCUAAUUAUGUGCUAGACAGAUCCCAAAGUUAAACACAACAUGAAGGCAGAAAGGAAGGACAGCACACAGGCUCCUGAGAUCUUCACUGUUCUUCAUUUACUUUGCCUUCUAUUGUUGCAGACAGUUCAGGUGGAAGCGGUAAACAUCACCUGCCCACAUUCAUUGAUCCAUGGCACAUUUGGCAAAGCAGCCCUACUUGCAGUAACAUACACAAGUACCAGUGCUGACAAACCAGUGGUGAAAUGGCAGCUAAAGAGGGAGAAACCAGUAACUGUGGUGCAGUCCAUUGGGUCAAAGGUCAUUGGCAAUCUGCGUCAGGAAUACAAAGACCGAAUACAGAUUUUUGAUAAUGGAUCUCUUUUGUUAAACAAUUUGCAUCUGGAAGAUGAAGGGUCAUAUGAGGUUGAAAUUUCUAUAACAGAUGACACAUUUACUGGAGAAAAAACAAUUAACUUAACUGUGGAUGUUCCGAUUUCAAAGCCUCAAGUGAUCAUGGCAUCCUCUACAGUCCUUGAGCUAAGUGAAUAUUUCACACUGAACUGUUCUCAUGAGCAGGGCACCAAACCAGCUUAUACCUGGAUGAAGAAUGGGAAACCACUGAGUAAUGACUCACGGCUACUGCUGUCACCUGACCAGAAGGUGCUAACUAUCACACGGGUCCUUAUGUCAGAUGAUGAUGUGUAUAGCUGCCUGGUUGAAAAUCCUAUCAGCAAAGAACAGAGUGCCCAGAUAAAGCUCACAGUUUAUAGAAGAAGUUCACUUUACAUCAUCCUCUCUACAGGAGGUAUUUUCCUUCUCAUCACACUGGUGACUGUGUGUGCCUGCUGGAAACCCUCCAAAAAGGAUAAAAGGAACUUAGAAAAGCAGGGAUCGGAGUAUAUGGAUCAGAAUGAUGAACACUAUAAACAUGAAGUUGAAAUUGUUCCCAGGACCAUUGAACGUGAACGAAAGAACCCAGUCCCCAUGUAUAUGUUGAAGGACAAGGAAUCCCCAGAACCUGAGGAUGAGUUUCCAAAUGACUCCAAUAGUACAUCUGAGCAGGGAAGUCCCCCCAGUUUCACAAGUUUAAGUGCCUCCCCUUCAAGGUCCCCUGGACCCCCAGCAGUAUCUGCUCGCCGGUACCAGCACUCUCCUGUGCGAUCACCUGUUUUAGCCCGAGCACACAAGUCUCCUACUCGCUCAGGUGGUUCACCUGCUCGAUCCCGUAGUGCUACUCGUAUAGUGCGGGCCACUGGAGUUCACGUAAUCCAGGAACAAGAUGAAGGCAAUAGUGCUGAAAUCAAUGCCUGAAGCAUCACAAUGCCUAUCAAAGCUGACAGAAUCAUGACAUCAAUGAAGUUUCUUAAAGACGGUGAGGUGUUGGUAGCCUACAAUUUCAGGCUGACAAUUCUAAGUGAAAACUGGAAGGCAUUUGCAACCAUUGCCCUUUAACUCAAUCAAAACAGUUUUAUGGCAGUUUCUGAAAGCUGAAGUGUUUUGUUUUGAAGAACUUGCAUGAAUAUGUAUACUUUAGUAUAUAAAUUUCUACAGGAUACUUUGAUGACUUCAUUAGCAGUUAUUCUCUUAUUCCUAUUUCUGAACAUUGGUGUUGUACAGAAAAUGAUUCUUCUCCAAUAUUAGUUCAAAAAGAAUACCAUCUGCAAAACAAAACAAAAAACAACAGCAACAAAAAAAAAAAAACACUAAAGAAUGUUAGAAAAGAAGUAAACUCAACUUAACUUAUAGAAUGUGAAUGAAUGUAGAUGAGAGAGGUAUGUCUUCACCCAUGACUUGUCAGUCUACCUUGUGUAACUGUAUAUUCCCUGUUCACAUACAAUGGGAUGACAAUGGAUUCAAGUUUCUGUAUUAUGUACCAUCAAACUCAAAUUUAACUGACCCUAGAUUUAAAGUGUUAACUUGAUAAUGAUUAGUAAUGAUGACAAUAAAAAUAAGAGUACCAUCUACAA